CACAUCUGCGCUCCAGUAAGGCGUGGUCGCUCGGUUCUGACAGGUGGCCCCGGAUCUGCUCUUUCUCCUGCAACUCGGCGCGUUUUACACAACUGCAGCAAGAUGCCAAAGUGCCCAAAGUGCCAGAAGGAGGUUUACUUCGCCGAGAGGGUGUCGUCGCUGGGGAAGGACUGGCACCGGCCAUGUCUGAAGUGUGAGAAGUGCAACAAGACCCUGUCGGCCGGCUCACACGCGGAGCAUGAGGGCAAGCCGUACUGUAACAACCCCUGCUAUGCUGCAUUGUUUGGACCUAAAGGAUUUGGACGUGGCGGUGCUGAAAGCCACACCUACAAAUAGGCAGAGUGAGGCAUCGCCGUGGAAAAGCUUUGUGGGAACAAGAUGGAAGAAACCAAACCUCUCAAACGAUAGAAAACCUCUAAACAAAUUAUUCGCUUCCACGCAGGAACCAAUUUGAAUUGCAUUUGCUUUUUGUUUUAUCUGUUUUGGACCAUUUUUUUUUUUAUUUUGUAAUUUUAUGUUUAGUUAUGGGGCCAUUGUCCUUUGGCUUCAGCUAGUUUAAUUAAACAUUUUAUGAAAUUUG
Messenger RNA from Fundulus heteroclitus (mummichog), 580 nucleotides. It is a transcript of the gene crip1, whose product is annotated as cysteine-rich protein 1. The record is from RefSeq and is a predicted model, not a curated record. Gene Ontology annotation, biological process: regulation of gene expression; intrinsic apoptotic signaling pathway in response to DNA damage. The transcript has 5 exons. Lineage: Eukaryota; Metazoa; Chordata; Actinopteri; Cyprinodontiformes; Fundulidae. The coding region runs from base 103 to 336 and encodes 77 amino acids. Gene Ontology annotation, molecular function: zinc ion binding.